Molecule: messenger RNA, 1188 nt
Organism: Lodderomyces parapsilosis
Lineage: Eukaryota; Fungi; Ascomycota; Pichiomycetes; Serinales; Debaryomycetaceae
Product: palmitoyltransferase
Exons: 1
Coding region: 1-1188 (395 amino acids)
Biological process (GO): peptidyl-L-cysteine S-palmitoylation; protein targeting to membrane
Cellular component (GO): Golgi apparatus; endoplasmic reticulum
Molecular function (GO): protein-cysteine S-palmitoyltransferase activity
Source: RefSeq, a predicted model, not a curated record
AUGAACAUUGAUACCUUGUCACAGAUCCGACUAUCUGUAAUACCCAUUGGGAUAGUCAUAGGGUUAGGAUACCUCAAUUUUGCAUUGAAUUAUUCAUUAGGAUACCAAGAAAUUUAUGUCCAUCAUUCACAUGGGGUUGCUAUAACACUUUGGUGCUUAUCGGGGCUUUGCCAAGUUGUACUAUUUGUCUACUGGGUGCUAAUUCUAUACAUCGGUCCUGGUAAAUCGCCACAGUUACCCUUAUUCGACAUAUACCAAGAAGGAAACAAGGAUCUUUUACCGUUGCCUGAUUUAUUCUUUUGUGAUGAAUUUGGGUUCCCUUAUUACGAUUCCAAGUCCCAGUCUUUACGAAUUGAGAGAUCAUUCUACUCCAAAUAUGUAGGGUACAAUGUAUUGAAAUUUGAUCAUUUCUGUCUAUGGAUUGGGAGCAGUAUUGGAUUGACAAAUUAUUUAUUCUUUUUGAAAUUUUGCAUUGCAUUUUUGAGCUUUUUUGCCAUUAUGUUGGUUUAUGUGAGCCGAUACACGAGGCUGUCAAUCAAUCGUGGUGAAAUAAAUCACAAUUUCAUUUUGUUGUAUAUAAUGAGUGGAUUUUGGAUAUUGUGUAUUGGUGCACUUUUCACAUCACAUGUGCUUUAUGUUUGUCGAGAUAUGACAACAUUGGAUGAUAUAACCAUAAAGCAAAAGGUCCGCUAUCAAAGGUGGAAAAGUCGACAGAGGAAUGACGAUGGGAAAACUGGCGGGGCACUUAAUUGCUUAGCGCCAAAGUCGCCCAGAAAGGAGAACGGUAAGCGAUAUGUUAAUGUGAAAAAAGACGACCUCAGACUAGUGGUUGAGUAUGAUGUUACAGAAUGCCCUUUCAAUAUGGGUUGGAAAAGCAAUUGGAUCAAUCUUGUGCUUAAUGGAAAUAUGGCUCGAGAAAGGAGUGAGCAAUACUAUACCACUGCUAGGUUUAUAAAAGCAAUUAUUGUCUUGGUUAUACCGUUUGCGGAAAGUCCAUUUGAGCUACGUCGAAGGAAAGGUUAUUUGGAUUUGGAGAAUAGUUUGACUGGGAUAGAAAGAAAGAUUGCCGAGUUUAACUUCUAUUCCAAUGAUAUUAGUCCAGCAUUUAGAAAAAUGAUAGAUGAAAAGAUCGCCAGAAAAGAGUGUUAUAUUCCCAGCUACUUUGUAGCAAACACUGAAUCAAGGUAA